Molecule: messenger RNA, 945 nt
Organism: Propithecus coquereli (Coquerel's sifaka)
Lineage: Eukaryota; Metazoa; Chordata; Mammalia; Primates; Indriidae
Product: olfactory receptor 1E2
Exons: 1
Coding region: 1-945 (314 amino acids)
Biological process (GO): G protein-coupled receptor signaling pathway
Cellular component (GO): membrane
Molecular function (GO): G protein-coupled receptor activity; olfactory receptor activity
Source: RefSeq, a predicted model, not a curated record
AUGACAGGAAGGAAUCAAACUAUCUUCUCAGAGUUCCUCCUCCUGGGCCUGCCCAUCAAACCAGAGCAGCAAAAUCUGUUCUAUGUCCUGUUCCUGGCCAUAUAUCUUACCACUGUCCUGGGGAACCUCCUCAUCAUUGUCCUCAUUCAACUAGACACCCAUCUCCACACACCCAUGUAUUUGUUUCUCAGCAACUUAUCCUUCUCUGACCUCUGCUUCUCUUCCGUGACCAUUCCCAAGUUGUUGCAGAACAUGCAGAGACAAGACCCAUCCAUUCCUUAUGCAGGCUGCCUGACUCAAAUGUACUUCUUCCUGUUUUUUGGAGACCUGGAGAGCUUCCUCCUUGUGGCCAUGGCCUACGACCGCUAUGUGGCCAUCUGUUUCCCCCUGCACUACGCCACCAUCAUGAGCCCCAGGCUCUGUCUCGCACUGGUGGUGCUGUCCUGGGUGCUGACCACAUUCCAUGCCAUGUUGCACACCCUGCUCAUGGCCAGACUGUGUUUCUGUGUGGACAACGUGAUCUCCCACUUUUUCUGUGAUAUGUCUGCUCUGCUGAAACUGGCCUGCUCUGACACGCGAGUUAAUGAAUUGGUGAUAUUCAUCAUGGGAGGCUUCAUUCUCAUCAUCCCAUUUGUACUCAUCAUCAUGUCCUAUGCAAGAAUUGUCUCCUCCAUCCUCAAGGUUCCUUCUUCUAGGGGUGUCCGUAAGGCCUUCUCCACCUGCGGCUCCCACCUCUCUGUGGUGUCACUGUUCUAUGGGACAAUUAUUGGUCUCUACUUAUGCCCAUCAGCUGAUAAUUCUACUCUGAAGGAGACUGUCAUAGCUGUGAUGUACACUGUGGUGACCCCCAUGCUGAACCCCUUCAUCUACAGCCUGAGGAACAGAGACAUGAAGGGAGCCCUGGGAAGAGUCAUUUGUCAAAAGAAAAUUCUCUUCUCUCUGUGA